Molecule: messenger RNA, 219 nt
Organism: Clunio marinus
Lineage: Eukaryota; Metazoa; Arthropoda; Insecta; Diptera; Chironomidae
Source: the annotation of a GenBank genome assembly
AUGAGGGCUUCAAACCCUCAAAAUUGCUUCGUACAAAUUAAAAUUCAUCUUUUGCCAACAAUCUGCAAGAAGAAAAUGUGUCUUAGAUUUAUCGUCAGUCGCGAAUAUUGCAGUGAAGCUCAAGUUAAAAGAACUUGGUUGUUAAUUUCUCAUUAUGCGACUAAUUUUAGGGAUGAAAUCAAGAGAAGACGUGCACUUCCAAUUAAGGCUCAAGCCUAA